Messenger RNA from Odontomachus brunneus, 1674 nucleotides. It is a transcript of the gene fy, whose product is annotated as protein fuzzy homolog. Gene Ontology annotation, biological process: vesicle-mediated transport; non-motile cilium assembly. The record is from RefSeq and is a predicted model, not a curated record. The transcript has 6 exons. Lineage: Eukaryota; Metazoa; Arthropoda; Insecta; Hymenoptera; Formicidae. Bases 308 to 1543 code for a protein of 411 amino acids.
AAGCCAUAAUGCAGUAGUGCAGCGAAAAAGAACAGGCUUUUUAACUUAUUGCACUAGUUCAGCAAUGCAGCUGAAAAGAACAGAUCACAGAUGUGAUGUUUGUCAACAUAAAUAUAACGAUGUCAUAAUUUUCUUGACAUAGAAUUUAUACAUUUUUUCAUGUAAUCGAGACUGUAUGAUAUGAGUUUUAUAAUUAAAUGAGACUUUAUGACUAAUCUUAAGGUUAGAGAAAGGUUAAAGAAGUUUUGUUUUGUAACGCCGGGACGCUUCAGCGCGUCCCAUUUGCAAUACUUGAAUCUGUACGAGGAUGUCGGCGCAUGUUAUGUGCUUAACUUCCUCUGGAGGAAUUCCUCUGUUUACACGCCACAAUGGAGAUGGCGAUACAAUGACAUUUUCAAAAAUAGCGUCUCUCAAUGGAGUUCACAUGUUCUUGAAGUCACAAGAUAUUACUUUAUUGAGUACAGAUUUGCCAGAUACAACUGUAGUAUGGAAAGAAUUUGAAGACUGUAUCAUACUGAUAGUAAUUGCCAGUGGAGUGACCAAGUAUGUAUUGGAUAAAUUCUUGGAUGCUACUUUUGGCGCAAUGAUUCUUUUCACUGGUAUCGAUGAAAUGAAAAACACUAAAAAUAUAGAGAGGCUCAAGAAGGAUAUGCGUCUCUGUGGUCCUAUCAUAGACAGACUAAUGGAUUGUCUGGAUAUAGGAGACAAAAUUUCAGCAAAAACUGACAUGGUCAAUAUGACAGAGUGCAUCAUAUCUCCUGAGAAUCAUUUGCUUCAGACUUCUUUAGAAGGAUUCAUGGAAUGCUUGGACUCAAUAUACGGCUGCAUUUUGGUGCAUGGUUGUGUGGCAGUUGCUACAGAAGGCUGGUGGUCCCUAGAUCCUGUAGAGAGGAAAUUGCUAACAAUAGCGAUUACUACUGAGAGUAUCUGUACUACUCGUGACAUUCCAGUGUUCUUACCACGUAAGAGCCCAAAUGUGGCGUUCAGAUUGGUGUCUAUAUCUCUGAUCAACCACGUGGAAAUUCUGGCAUUAUGCGGGCCAAAUCCGGAGUUAACGGAGAUCGAGAGGUUUGCCGUGCAGUGCUGGAAGGGCAAUAUCGAUGCGCUGUGUGCCUCCGAGCAAUGUUAUCCGCGGAAUUUACCUGCAUCGAUAUCUUUAGACAGCGAGACGCUCGGAUUUCUGCUGGCGAACUACAAGGUGGAGAAAUUCGUGCUCGGCAGGAAUUCACAGUGCGCGAAGAAUCGCGUGGCGGGCUCUCACCGAUUGGACAUACUGCGAACGUUUUAUCAUCAGGCCGUCGAGACUUUCGCGCUGUCGGCCGAACGCGACGAUAACAACGGCGAGGGGACGAGCGCAGGCGCGUGGAGAUUCACCGGAGCGAAGGAGACGUAUUUAUGCUCCGAAUAUCACAAGUGCCACGCCGUCAGGCACGGCGACCACGUGCUUUGCGUUCUGUACACGUCCGCCGUGCCGACUCACACCAUGAGACUGAUCAGCCAGAAGAUACUGAAGACUGUGUUUAGCGAUAAGCAAGGAUAUUGAACGUUCAUUGCGAGCGCGAACGAACGAGCAUGCACACCAGGCGCCACCUAGGUCUACCUUUAUUCCUCGAAACUUGUCGGCAAGGUGCGAAUACGAUUUCAAGGCAGCAAGGGGAGAAAAACAGAGGGCAG